Molecule: messenger RNA, 1578 nt
Organism: Cercopithifilaria johnstoni
Lineage: Eukaryota; Metazoa; Nematoda; Chromadorea; Rhabditida; Onchocercidae
Source: the annotation of a GenBank genome assembly
AUGGUGGAGAAUAUAGCAAAACGUAAGGUAACAGCGAUGCUGCAUUAUAUGCCAGAGAUUAUUUGGCAUGAUCGAGAGUCCUUACUUUCUGUGGAUUUUCAAGCACAACACGAUGAAAUCGAUUUCUAUAAGUUGGUAACAUGUAGCUUACAAAAAGAGGUGCGAAUUUGGAAGAUGGAUUUUCGGAUGUUACCAUUUGGAAUUGAAGAUCUUGGAGUAUAUUUCAUUGCAAAUUUAGUUGGUCAUCGUACAACCGUUAAUGUCGCACGUUUUUCACCAAAUGGACAAUUUCUUGUGAGUGGAGAUUGCGAUGGUUGUAUAAUCAUUUGGAAAUUCGACAUGAACAGUUCAAAUGUAACAUUGCCACGAGAUGAUGACUUUCCUCCAAAUGUUGAAAAUUGGAUCAGAUACAAAACUCCAUUAAGUCACGAUGGCGAUAUCUGUUCUUUGUGUUGGAGUCCGGAUAGCAAGCGUUUUGCUAUUGUAUCCAAUGACGAAUCUUUCGCAAUAUAUGACGCAGAUACAGGUAGACGCUUAUGGCAGAUGAGGUCAUACCGACGUUUCCCGAAUGGUGUUGCAUGGGAUCCACGUGGAAAGUAUAUCGUUACAAUGUCCACUGAUAGAAAAUUGGAUAUUUUGUGUGGGAAGAAAGGAACUCGUUUAGUAUGCAUUCAAAAUGUUCGCUUACCGGAAACAACUUUGCGCAAGUCAAAUUUGGCAGCUGGUAAAUAUAAGUUAUUUCACGAUGAUCAGUUGAUGUCCUUUUCUAGAAUUCCAGAUUUCUCACCUGAUGGUGAAUUAUUGAUUGCACCAAGUGGUAUUUUGGAAACCGAUUCUUCGAAUAUUUUCGGGACCUAUAUUUUUCGUCGUUGCGAUUUUCCAAAAGGUCGUCCAGCUGCAUUUAUUCCUUCUACAAGAGCUACUUUUCGUGUAUCUUGUUGCCCUGUUUUGUACAAACUUCAUAAGAAAAUUACCCGUAACCCUCUAAAGCUUCCAUAUCGCAUUGUUUGGGCUGCGUUGACUAAGAAUACUGUGUUUAUUUUCGAUAGCCAGGUCUGCAGAUGUAUUGCUUGUGCUACCAAUCUUCAGUAUGAUACUCUCACAGAUAUGACAUGGAGUCCCGAUGGACGGGUUUUGAUGAUUUGUUCUUUGGAGGGUUAUAUUAGUUUCAUCAGAUUUGGUGAAAUAGCAUUAGGUGAAAAGUACACUGAAAAAAUACCUCGACUUCCGCCAUCGCCGAUAUUUGAUCGAGGCACAAAAGGACGUAAGUGCGGAAAUUCUUUGAUUCAAUUGGAUGAAAAAGGAAAAAAAGAAAGCUCACCACCUAAUUCACUUUUGAAAUUUUUUAAAAGAAUUGCCGCGUCUCAAACAGGAAAGGAGGAAGAUCAAGCGAAGGCAAGCAAAGCAUGUAGUGGUGUAUCGAAGCUAGAGAACAGAAAAGAAAAUGAUAGUGCGAGCUGCAGCAGUAAGCCUAGAACAAUUGUGAAACGUUCUGGUACAUUUGAAAACAGUAAAAAAGAAUCUGAUGUUAUAAUUGGGAACAAGAAACGGGCAAAGUUAACCACGUCACCGUUGUAG